AUGGAGUGGACUUUUAUAGCAACUUCCUACUUUUUGGUUUGUCUUGACUUUGUGGGCUCAAGGGAUCCUUCUGAGUGGCUAGGACUCCAGGUGCAUGUCAUUGUGCUUUUCCCUUUUGAAAUAUGUUCUCAAUAUGGAAUCCCGGCUGGCUUGGAACCUGUGAUCGGCCUGUGUCCUGUGACUGGGAUGAAAAUUGACUAUAUUGUGGAGUAUGACUAUGAUGCUAUACAUGAUGAUGAAUUAACUAUUCGGGUUGGGGAGAUCAUCAGGAAUGUGAAAAAGCUCCAGGAGGAAGGAUGGCUGGAAGGAGAACUAAAUGGGAGAAGAGGAAUGUUCCCUGAUAAUUUUGUGAAGGAAAUUAAACGAGAAACUGAACCCAAGGAUGACAAUUUGCCCAUCAAACGGGAAAGGCAUGGAAAUGUAGCAAGUCUUGUACAGCGGAUGAGCACUUACGGACUUCCAGCAGGGGGAAUUCAGCCACAUCCACAAACCAAAAGCAUUAAGAAGAAAUUGAAGAAACGUCAGUGUAAAGUUCUUUUUGACUACAUUCCACAGAAUGAGGAUGAACUGGAGCUGAAAGUAGGGGAUAUUAUUGAUAUUAAUGAUGAGGUAGAAGAAGGCUGGUGGAGUGGAGCCCUGAACAACAAGUUGGGUCUGUUUCCCUCUAACUUUGUGAGAGAGUUGGAAGUCACAGACGAGGGGGAAGCUCAGGAAGUCCAGGAGGAUCCAGACUUGGCUUUGCCUGGGUCUGCCUCCCCGUCAGCGGCUUCGGGAAGUGGGAGCGACACUGCGUCGGCACCGGUUACACAGCCCAAAAAAAUUCGAGGUAUUGGAUUUGGUGAUAUUUUUAAAGAAGGCUCAGUGAAACUUAGAACAAGAACAUCCACUGGUGAACCUGAAGAGAAAAAAACAGAAAAGAUGCCUUUAAUCAUACAGCCACAAGGACCCAAAACUCAAAGUGUGGAAAUAACAAAAACAGACACCGAAGGUAAAAUUAAAGCUAAAGAAUAUUGUAGAACAUUAUUUGCCUAUGAAGGUACUAAUGAAGAUGAACUUACUUUUAAAGAGGGUGAAAUAAUCCAUUUGAUCAGUAAGGAGACUGGGGAACCUGGCUGGUGGAAGGGAGAACUCAAUGGUAAAGAAGGAGUAUUCCCAGACAAUUUCGCUGUUCAAAUAACUGAGCUGGAUAAAGACUUUCCAAAACCAAAGAAACCACCACCUCCUACUAAGGGUCCAGCUCCAAAGCCUGACCUGAUGUUUGCUGCAGAGAAGAAAUUUUCUCCCCUAAAGCUUGAAGAAAAAGAUGAAAAAUCACUUCUGGAUCAGAAACCUAUUAAACCAACUGCUCCACAGGUCCCACCCAAAAAGCCAACUCCACCUACCAAAGCCAAUAAUUUAUUGAAAUCUCCUGCAGCAGUGUACCCAAAGCGGCCCGAAAAACCGGUUCCUCCACCACCUCCCACAGCCAAAAUUAAUGGAGAAGUUUCUAUUUCAUCAAAAUUUGAAACUGAGCCAGUAUCAAAACCAAAGCUGGAUUCUGAACAGUUGCCACUUAGACCCAAAUCAGUAGACUUUGAUUCAUUAAUAGCACGGAGCUCUAGAGAAACAGAUGUUGUAAAUUUUGAUGACAUACCUUCCUCAGAAAACUUGCUGCAUCUCACUGCAAAUAGACCGAAGAUGCCAGGGAGAAGGCUGCCUGGCCGCUUCAAUGGUGGACAUUCGCCAACUCAAAGCCCAGAAAAAAUCUUGAAGUUGCCAAAAGAAGAAGAUAGUGCCAAUUUUAAACCAUCUGAGUUUAAAAAGGACACAAGCUAUUCCACAAAGCCAUCUCCAACACUUUCAAGUGCAUCUAAGGCCACUACAACUGCUUUCCUAACUCCAUUAGAAAUCAAAGCAAAACUAGAAGCAGAUGAUGGGAAUCAAAAUUCCUUGGAUGAACUUAGAGCCCAGAUUAUUGAGUUGCUGUGUCUUGUGGAGGCACUGAAAAGGGAUCAUGGGAAAGAACUGGAAAAACUACGAAAAGAGUUAGAAGAAGAGAAGACAAUGAGGAGUAAUCUGGAGGUGGAAAUAGAAAAGCUGAAAAAGGCUGUCCUGUCUUCGUGAGGCAGCAGGGACCCAGUGUUCUUCGUGCUCCAGGAGUCAGAAACAACCCAGAGCAUCUCUCCUGGCUUCUUAGUUGUGGUGAAGAAACACAAGUGUAUGAACUAUAAUAUCUCUUGAAAAAUUAGGGAGACGGUGAAAGGUUUUCUUUUUAUAUAUAUAUAUAUAUAUAUUUUGUUUUGCCAAUAUAUAUAAAAAAAAAGAGGCCUUAUUUCUUACUGCGCUGGGAUUGCAAACAUUUUGUUGUCGUUUGCCUGAAAAUACUACUGAAUCUGUAUAAAAAGGAAAGUUAACAAUAGUUUUUAAAAUUGAAAUUGUAGUAUUAUUUUUAAAGAGAUCUAUACUAUAAAUAUGGUGGUAUCUUUACAAGUAACCUGUAAGAUAAACUAUUUGAGAGGGACAAAUUAGCUUUGUAGUUUCCUCAGUCACUACUUCCCCGAGUGUAAAAGACAAAUAAGCUUUGUGUAUGUACAUAUAUACAUAUAUAUAUAUAAAUAUAUAAAUAUAUUUUUACUUUUAGCUUCUUACCCAGGAUUACACUGUUGUGCCUGUUUGUCUGCAGUGCUGUUUAUAUUUUGGGUGAUGAAAUAAGAGUUUCCUAGAUAGAAACCAGAUUGCUCACCCAUGCAUUCAGUAAUAAAUAAUAAAAAUCAUUCAACUUUUAGAGUGUUUAUAUUGCUUGCACUAUAGGACUCAUAAGAGGAAUUUAAUUAAAAUGGAUUAUUAAGCAUUUGGGGAAAUAGGAGCUUUAUUUUAAACUCGUGAGGUCUAAGGAAACUAAAAUGUCAGUUCUCAAUUUGUGCCUAGAAACUACAGCACAUAGGAAGUACACCAACACCAGCCCUAUUGCUGUACCUUUUGGUUUGUUUCACAGACUGAAAUACUGCUUAUUUUAUUAUAUUGUGAUUUUAUUCUCCAUGCUCCUCCCUCUAAUUUUUAUGAUAAUAAAUAUUAGGAAAAGAAAACCCAAAUCUUGUCACAAAUUCAAAGUGAGGAUUCCUAUUCAGACAAGUUACUAUAGUGUAAAUACUCAGGUUUUCAGUGAAUCAUGCAAUUAACCAGAUGGACUCAUGGAGAUGCUUUGGACUGUUGUUUUGAUAACAGAAUUUAGACAAAGUGUUACUAUCACAUAAAAAUAAAAUAUUGCAGCUUAUUUAAACCAAA
This is a messenger RNA of Dipodomys ordii (Ord's kangaroo rat), 3264 nucleotides long. RefSeq names its product CD2-associated protein (gene Cd2ap). The record is from RefSeq and is a predicted model, not a curated record. Gene Ontology annotation, molecular function: protein binding. NCBI's taxonomy places the organism in Eukaryota, Metazoa, Chordata, Mammalia, Rodentia, Heteromyidae. The transcript is spliced from 19 exons. Bases 1 to 2103 code for a protein of 700 amino acids.